Messenger RNA from Funneliformis caledonium, 680 nucleotides. NCBI's taxonomy places the organism in Eukaryota, Fungi, Glomeromycota, Glomeromycetes, Glomerales, Glomeraceae. The record is from the annotation of a GenBank genome assembly.
AUGCUUUGUAUAGUUGAUUUGGAAUAUGCUUUUCAAGUUGAAGAGGCUUGGAAUUCUAAUCAGACUAAACCAAAAUUCAUCUCAUCUUAUCUUUCUAAAAAGGACUUUGGUACACCCGAAGAAGAUGCUUAUAUCAGAUAUGAAAGAAGGAUUAUUCGCACCCCACUUCCCGCUUAUGAAACAUUUAAAGAUGAUCCGCUUCGAGUAUUGAUAUGUAUAAGAUUCGCAAGCAGAUUUCAAUUUGAGAUUUUUGAUGAUAUAGCAUUAAAUGAGAAAAUAAGUCGGGGAAGAAUUGGAUUAGAGGUUGAUAAAAUGAUCAAAGGACAUGAUCCCACUCGCGCCAUUGAUUUGAUUCUUAAUUUAGGACUUUAUGAUAUAGUUUUCUCAUCACCUCCACAAGAAACCAUCGUAGCCGGAAAAUUUGAAGAUUCAAAAUUUUUUCGUCAAUUAAAUGAAGAUGAAAAGCGAAAAUUAUAUAUGGCAGCCUGUACAUUACCUUAUAAAGAUAUGAUAUAUACAGAAAAGAGAAAGAGGCAUCCGGCUUGCCGUUUUUGUAAUCCGCGAAGGGUUAAGGGUGUGAAUUUACUUUUUUUGUUUUCUAAUCCGAAUUUUGAGAAGCCCCAGCAAAUAGAGUUGCACUCGACUAUAGGAUUAUUGAUACGUGAACUUGGAUCUGGAUG